AUGGCUGAAAGUACAGGAGACGAUGUCCCUUCUGCCUCGACCUCUAGCUCUGAGCCUGAUGAUUUAGAGAAGAAGAUUAUUCGUCAGAUAGAGUUUUAUUUUGGUGACAGAAACCUCAGUCGGGACAAGUUCCUUCAAAACAAGAUCAAAGAGAAUGAAGAUGGAUGGGUGGAGUUGAGUGUUCUUUUGACAUUUAGUCGACUCAAGGCUCUUAGUACCGAUUGCAGUCUCAUUGCUGGUGCCCUGAGAAAAUCAACUAGUGGGCUUUUAGAGGUAAGUGAGGAUGGUCUUAAAGUAAAGAGGAAAUCAUCAGAUCCUGUUCCAACUCUAUCCCUACUCUCCCCUGAGGAUAGGAAGGACAUGAGCAAUCGCACUCUUUAUAUGAAAGGCUUUCCAAAAGAUUCAACUCUUGAUGACAUUCAAGACUUUCUUCUCCCAUUUGGAGAGACUGAAAUGAUACGAAUGAAGAAAGACCUUGACAAACAGUUUAAGGGAUCAAUUUUUGUUGAGUAUAAGUUAGUGGACUCCAUUAGUAAAGUACUGGAGAAGAAAGCAGAACUAAAGUAUAAGGAUGAGCUAUUGACUGUGGAGACAAAGCAGGAUUACUUUAAACGUAAGGAUGCAGAGAGGAAGGAAAAGAAGGCUCAGUCUCGUGUAGAAUCAUCUUCAGGUUCUGCCACUGAAACAUCAAAAGAUACCAAUGGCACUACUUUUAUCAGACAAGAAGGAGCUAUACUUCACUUCACUGGCUGUGGGGAUGGAACGACUCGUGAGACACUUAAGGAAUAUUUUAGACAAUUUGCAACUGUUGCUUGGGUUGACUUUCAAAAAGGAGACACUGAAGGCUAUAUCAGAUUUGAUGAAGAUGGAGGAGCAAAGAAAGCAUAUGAUGGUGCUAUGGCUAAUGUACCGACUGGAGAAGUUUGUAAAAUAUGUGACAGUGACGUAACUUUAAAGGUUCUGGAAGGAGAAGAAGAGAGUGCUUACUGGGAGAAAAUGAAAGAAGACCAAGCCAAUAGGAAAGCGAAUAAAGGUGACACAGAUUGA
Amphimedon queenslandica is the source of this 1047-nucleotide messenger RNA. RefSeq names its product lupus La protein-like. Gene Ontology annotation, cellular component: nucleus; cytoplasmic stress granule; ribonucleoprotein complex. The transcript has 12 exons. Gene Ontology annotation, biological process: positive regulation of translation; RNA processing. NCBI's taxonomy places the organism in Eukaryota, Metazoa, Porifera, Demospongiae, Haplosclerida, Niphatidae. The coding region runs from base 1 to 1047 and encodes 348 amino acids. Gene Ontology annotation, molecular function: RNA binding. The record is from RefSeq and is a predicted model, not a curated record.